AUGGCUGCCAAAUCAGUUCUAUGUCGGUUCUCUUCACCUAAGAGGGCUAUUUUUCAGCAAGGGCCACUUUCAAUAGCAAGACUUUCAAAUUCAUCAGGAAAAGGAAAGUCCCCUUCUAAUGAUACAUUGUUUACACCCCUAAUUCUACCUCUCAAAGAAUACAAAAAUGAAACCACUGAGUUAACCCGUGCCCGCCUACUUUACCAAAGCCGGAAAAGAGGGAUGCUGGAAAAUGGCCUUCUUCUCAGUUCUUUUGCAGCCAAACACCUGGAUGAAUUCAAUGAGAAGCAGUUGUCACUCUAUGAUAAACUCAUUAAUGAACCAACAAAUGAUUGGGACAUCUAUUACUGGAUUACUGGUGCACAGCCUACCCCAGAGUAUUUGGACAAUGAGGUCAUGAAAAUGUUAAAAGAGUUUGUGAAAAAUGAGAACCGUACUAGCAGACUCACACAGCCUGAUCUCUAA
Molecule: messenger RNA, 465 nt
Organism: Acanthosepion pharaonis
Lineage: Eukaryota; Metazoa; Mollusca; Cephalopoda; Sepiida; Sepiidae
Source: the annotation of a GenBank genome assembly